Molecule: messenger RNA, 2824 nt
Organism: Paramormyrops kingsleyae
Lineage: Eukaryota; Metazoa; Chordata; Actinopteri; Osteoglossiformes; Mormyridae
Product: transmembrane protein 100
Biological process (GO): cellular response to BMP stimulus
Cellular component (GO): plasma membrane
Source: RefSeq, a predicted model, not a curated record
CUGCCGGGAGAGUGCGGCGCCGUGUCUAAGAGAAAGGAUGUGAGUGGAUUAGUCACCGAAUCCCCCAGCCCCCAUCAUUCUUCCAGUCUUGACGCUAACGGUUAGCUGCUCUUUAUUAUUUUCUCCGAGCCAGAUCUGACUUGUGAUCGAAACAGCAUCGGCAGCUCAGCCUCCUCCUGCCGUCCCUCCCGGGCCGGCGCCUUGCUCCGAGGCUCAGAGAUGGGCUGCACCACCAGCCCCGUGUCCUGCCAGCCUCCACCGGCACCUGCGCCCGCCGGGCAAGAUGGCACGCCGCAAGAUGGCGCGCUCAAGGUACCGGUCAUCCCGUCCUCUCUGGAGAGACUGUCCCAGGCCACGGGCGGCAUGGAGAAGUCCUGGUAUCGCUGCAUCUUCCCCUUCGGCCUGAUCUCGCUGGUCAUCGGCGUGGCCACCACCGCCGUCACCUUCACGUACGACGCCCUGCCGCAGGUGCGUGUGAUGUCACUGGUGCUGCUGGGCGUAGGGUUCGGCCUUGGGCUGCUGGCCACCCUCUGCUGGGUGCUCCACAAGAAGAAACGCCGAAGAAAAAAAGAGGGACUCCCUCUGGACCCCGAGCAGAGCGCUCUGUGACCAGAGGAGCACAGGAGCAGCCUGAGGGGAGGCGCUGAUCUGCAGGAGCUCGAUCUGGCUCCUAAUGAGGAACCACCCUGAAGAGCAUGCAGGAGAAAUGGACAGAUUGGUGGCUAAAGAGUGAGAUGAGUAGCUUUCUGCUAUGGGGGGGGGGGGGGAGGUCCCAGUGAACUCUCACGCAGUCUGCGGUCAGCUGGCUGGCUUCACAUUUCAAAACAACGUCCCCGGCAUGAGGCGAGUGCGCGUACGCAUGCACACAGGCACGCAGUCACUGCCUGCUCAGCGCGGAACGCCACCGAUGUCGUUGGCACCGCCAACAGCCGCCGUCAGUGCUCGCAUUCCUGGGACAGGUGGACGCGGCUCAUUAUCGGAGAUGGGGGCCAGGAGACUGUAACCCGAAACCUGGAUGGGAGAGAGGCUUCCCCCACCCCCUCCUCCAGCGCCCGUCUGUGCAUUACGGCCAGGCUCUGGGCACCAGACCUCAGAGAUGCUGUCCGGCUCUGCUCCCACGGUGCCUGUCACGCUUUCUCUCUUGGCAUCGCUGCCCCAGCAAGGGAGACCCGUCCUUCUCCCCGGGCUGUGCCCGGCGCUCAUGUGGGCACGCGCCUCUGUUAGGCCACCCAGCGUCAGAGAUGCGGUUGAUGGGAAUUUGUGUGUCGGUCAUGGAUGGAUUGUUCCAGUGUCCCGGCGCCGAUGCUCACGUGCCGCGCAGCGCAGGCCAAGAUGCUCUCCACCUGCGAGAAACGCUCCGAGGGACAGCCUGCCAUGUGCACGGCACACCGCCCUCGUUCCCCGCUGUUCUCGUGCAACCUCCCUGCUGCUCGUGGAGAACUUGGAUUCCGUCUCGUGUUUUGCCAAAAUUGCUAUUUCCCAUGAAAUUUAGGACGGACUCUAACUUGGACAGUAAGCCCUUCACUCGCCGGGUUUAAUUGUGUCCCCCAGCCACACCCAGGUUUGUUAUCAUCAGUUAUUUCCUUCUCUCCGAUUCCCGUCCGCUGACCGAUGUAUCUGCAAGCCCGCGUCAGCAUCACCCCUCGUCUGUGUACAGUAUUUACUCCACAGCUCAUGAUUCCUACAGGCAGCAGGAAAUUCAGGAAAAUGGCAAGAAAACUGUGAUGUAAUCUGGAAUACUGUAAUUCCGCUGUAUUUCAUAUCGCUUUAGUAAAUAUAUAAUAUAUAAACAGUUGGUAAUAUCAGCAUUCCAUGUACAACCGCUUUUUUCCCGUUCUUAAAGUCAGCUAUAGAAGAACUGGAUCUACACCGUUUGAUUUACUGCAUUACAAGGAAUAAUUUAGUCCAACACUGUGAGGCCCAAUGUCUUCUGUUUGGUAACUGGGCAGAACUUCAGACACGUGUGGGUACACUCAACAUGCGUAUUAUGACAUGGCUCAAGCGGGAAAACAGCAUUUCUUAUCACAAACACAAAUCUAGUAAUGUGAUGUGGAGCACUCAUCUUAAGUUUACUAAAGUACAUUGUGAGGACAGACUACUCGUAACCUGAUAUUAUCUUAUUAAAAGUUAGGUGCCUUUCUGAUGUCAUACAAACCAAACCACUGUAAACACCACUAACGCUGGGAUCUACGGUUUCUCCUUGUCAACCUAACAGAUUCCUGCAUCGCAUUAGACACUGGACAUAUCACAAGACGCUUUGCCUCAACUCUCCAAAGACAACAGAAUGUUACAGCAUAGCAUAGGGAGGAAUUUCCAGCAUUUACAAAUGUUUACUUGACGGUAGAUAGGUACAGAUGUGCCUUUUUUCUGCCUUCUCGUCGCUGCCCAGAACCUUAAAUGGUGACACGGGAACCCUGAUGCAUUGUGCCCGAAGCAGCGGGGAGGGUAGCGCGUAGUCUUGUACUUUCAUUGAGAAAACCUGGAAUAUGGCCGCCGCUACACAACUUACGCAUGCAUGUGCGCUCAUGUAACCCGCAUCGCUUAUACAGCUUGCUGUACCUGUAUUCGUUAGAAUUUCGACUUAAUGAAACAUGAAUUGGCGAUGUGCAGUAUACACAUUCUGAUUAAAAAAAGAGGGAAUAAGAGAGGGUACCUAUUUCCCCAUGGCACCGCGUUUUAUACGAAGACUCCUUAUUGUACCUGGUGACAAAUAUAUGCGCCUCCGUCUGUAACUUAUAUGCUGCUGUAUAUAAAACAGUAUUUAUAUAUUUAUACUUUCAUCUGACGUAUUUUCAAAGCUGUAUUAAACUUAAGAUUAAUACGA